UGAUUUGACUAUUUAAUUAAUUUUCACAACGAAACCUUGGUUUGUCCGACAUAAUUUAGUUAUUCAUUGUUAAUAUCUGGAUACAAAAAUCUUAAAAUCGCUUGGGAAUUUCAGGAGUUAUGGGCAUUAUAUUGAUUAAGUAAGAGCAAGCGCGGACUAUACAUAGGUUGUUGGCAACCGACAUAUGCUGCGUUCUCGAUUUUGAUUGCUGAAUACGAUACGAUAGUCAUUUCGAAUAUAACCUAACUUUCGAAUAUUUUCUUGUUUUGUUUUGUUUAUCGCUUUUAACAAAAAAAAAUCCUGUUUAAGUCAUUUUUGUUAACGCACGAUUACCAGAGGCCCUUCCUAAAUAAUACGGAGCCCUAUGGCCUGCCUUUAAAUAAUGGAUCUAACCGAAAACCUCAGUUCAGUGAAUAUUUCUAAAGAAACCCCAUUAAGCACAAAAAUAUUCGCCGCUAAUAUCGAUAAUACUCACACCGAAUUCGUUAUUAGUUACUUCACGAAUAAAAUUAAUUAUAUCAUAACGCAAUUUGGUAAAAUCGGUAAUCUUUACUCAGUGGAAACUGAACAAGUGCAAAACGGAGUGAUAGCUGAGGAUCCGGUUUACAAUAUCCGGUCAUUACUAGGGGCUGAUAGCAUUGAAGUUGAGGCUGCGGUCAGAUAUAUUGCUGAGCAGUUAGAUAUUAAGAAACCCCUAGUUAUUUCUUUAACUUUAAAGAGUUACAGAGUGGCCCAUAUAAAACUUAUUGUUAAGGCGAUUCAGCACUAUAAGGCAUAAUUAAGUUUAUUAUGGCUCUAGUAAAAAACACUAAGGUGGCCCAGAGCUACUUUGGGCAAGUAGUUAUAGGCCCACCGGGAAGUGGGAAAACUACUUACUGUGGCAAAGUUUAUACUUUUUACAAGGAAAAACUGAGUAGGCAAGUGGAAGUUAUCAAUUUAGAUCCGGCCAAUGAAAAUAUGAACUAUAGUCCUAAAAUUGAUGUCAUGCAGCUUAUUACAGUGGAAGAUGUCAUGGAGUCUUAUAAAUUAGGUCCAAAUGGGGCACUAAUGUACUGCAUGGAAUACUUGGAGGAAAACUUUGACUGGCUGUUAAGCCAGCUAGUGCAAAUAAAAGAUAGUUAUCUGAUAUUCGAUAUGCCCGGUCAGGUGGAGCUGUAUACCCAUCAUUCUUCCAUAAAAAAUAUUUUUGCCAAACUGGAAAAGCUCAGCUAUCAUCUUUGUGCUGUACACUUGGUGGAUUCUCAUUACUGUUCAGACCCUACUAAGUUUAUAUCAACCCUACUUCUGUCUUUGUCUACCAUGAUGCAAAUUGCUUUGCCUCAUGUUAAUGUUUUAAGUAAGGCGGAUUUACUAAAAAGAAACUCAUCUAAGCUGGAGUUUGGUUUAGAUUUUUACACAGAUGUGCUGGAUCUGGAGCGUCUUCUAGAACUACUGGACGAUGGCCAGUUUACCCGGAAGUACAAGAAACUUAAUAGGGCCAUUGUGGGUUUGAUUGAAGAUUACAGUUUGGUGGCUUUUAUUCCGUUGAACGUCGGUUCGGAUAAAAGUAUGUUGGAGUUAAAAGGUGCCAUUGAUAAAGCAAACGGUUACAUUUACGGAAGCGGGGAAGAAAGGAGCAUCCAGGCAUUACUAUCGUGUGCAGUUGGGGCCAGAACCUCAACCGAAAGAUUCGAUAUGGACUACAUGUAACUUAUGGUAAUAACCAGGAAUAUUUUUCAUAAUUAAAACAGGAUUUUAUUAAAA
Messenger RNA from Anthonomus grandis grandis, 1743 nucleotides. Its product is annotated as GPN-loop GTPase 2. The coding region runs from base 790 to 1689 and encodes 299 amino acids. Gene Ontology annotation, cellular component: cytoplasm. The transcript has 4 exons. NCBI's taxonomy places the organism in Eukaryota, Metazoa, Arthropoda, Insecta, Coleoptera, Curculionidae. Gene Ontology annotation, molecular function: GTPase activity. The record is from RefSeq and is a predicted model, not a curated record.